AUGGUCCCCACACUGACCAUCACCUACCACAGCCCCCACACUGACUAUCACCCGCCACAGUCCCCACACUGGCUCGCCAUCUGCUGGCACCCCCAGACCGUCACCCGCCACGGCCCCCAGACUGCCCAUCACACCCCUCCCCCCGCUCGGGCUGCAGCUGCUGCUAAUGACACAGAUCGGCUGCUGCUGCCGCCGCCGCCGGAGCGGGCGGACAGGCGGGCGAACCGAGGCAGAGCGCGGAACGCGGAGCGCCCUGAGAGUCGCGAGCGGCCCGAGGACCGCCGAGAGGCCCCGAGACAGCGGCGCUCGCUUCGUCGUCCGGCCCGGCCCGGCGCGGGCGCUGCUCCGGCUGCCCGGGAUGGCAGCGGGCCGGGCCCGGGCCCGGGGCUCGGGCUGAGCGCCCCCCGCGCGCUCGGAUGGCGGGCGGCGCCGGCUGGGCUGGCGGUAGAGAAGCUCGUGAAAUACUUGGACCCAAAUGACAUGGGGAGAAUCAACUUUAAAGACUUCUGCCAUGGGGUGUUCGCCAUGAAAGGGUGCGAAGAGGUGCUGAAGGAUGUUCUGGCCAUGGAAAGCACAGCCACUCUGCAGUAUGAACCAGAGAUUGGGGACUACGAGGACCAGAACUUGAUUUGUAUUGUGCAGUUCUCCGUGGCCAAGACCAGCCCCAACCGGAAGAUCUCUAGCACGGCAUUUGGACGGCAACUCAUGCACCAUAGCAACUUCAGCAGUAGUAAUGGCAGCACUGAGGACCUGUUUCGGGACAGCAUUGACUCUUGUGAUAACGAUCUCACAGAGAAGGUGAGCUUCCUGGAAAAAAAGGUGACUGAGCUAGAGAAUGACAGUCUGACCAAUGGAGACCUGAAAAGCAAAUUAAAACAAGAGAACACUCAGCUUGUCCACAGGGUUCAUGAGCUAGAAGAGAUCAUGAAAGACCAGGAGACAACUGCGGAGCAGACGCUAGAGGAGGAGAUCAAGAGGCAUCGGGAGCUGUUGAGCAAGCUCGAGAAGGAAAAGGGCACCGAGAUUGAGCUGCUAAACACAAGGGUUCAACAGUUAGAAGAAGAGAAUACUGAACUGAGAACCACAGUGACACGACUAAAGUGCCAAACAGAGAAAUUAGAUGAGGAACGACAGCGGAUGUCUGACCGGCUAGAAGAUACCAGUCUCCGGCUCAAGGACGAGAUGGACUUGUAUAAGCGGAUGAUGGACAAGUUACGGCAGAACCGGAUGGAGUUCCACAAGGAGCGAGAGGCCACUCAGGAGCUCAUCGAGGACCUGAGGAAGGAGUUGGAGCACCUCCAGCUCUACAAACUGGACUGUGAACGGCCGGGCCGGGGACGAAGCUCCUCUUCUUGCAUGAGUGAAUUCAAUGCUAGGGCCCGGGAAAUUGAACUGGAACAUGAGAUCAAACGACUCAAGCAGGAAAAUCAGAAGCUCCGAGAUCAGAAUGAUGACCUGAAUGGACAGAUUUUAAGUCUCAGUCUUUAUGAAGCAAAGAAUCUCUUUGCCACUCAGACCAAAGCCCAGUCUUUGGCAGCAGAGAUCGACUCAGCCUCUAGGGAUGAGCUUAUGGAAGCCCUCAAAGAGCAAGAAGAGAUCAAUUAUCGACUGAGACAGUACAUGGACAAAAUCAUACUCGCCAUCUUGGACCACAACCCAUCCAUUCUGGAGAUCAAAAACUGAAAGAAGAUGGAGGGGUGGAAGUGGGAGUGGGACCAAGGAAGAACCUGGGAGAGUGACAGCCACCUGACACCCUCUGCACUUGUCACUGGAUUUAAGUGUCACUAAUACUGUAAAUGUCUAUACAUACAACUGUGUGUAUGUGAGUGUGAGUGUGUGUACGUGUGUACAAUUAGGUAUGAAAGAAAUGAGCAUGUGUAUGAAUGUUGAUGUUGACAGUGGUAAGCGGUUGAUCCUUUAAUCACAAAGGUCUGCUUGGGUUAGCUUUUCAUGCACUUUGUUGUACCUUUGCAGGGAAGAGAGGGUUAGCAGAAGGGAUAGAAGGCAAUUAUUAAUGUAAUAACAAUAUAAUUGGAAACUUUGUGUUUUAGAUAUUGGAUAAAAUGACUACCUCUGGUUGUAAGAGAUCUGUCUCUAUUGUGAGAGGUGCCCCCACACCUCCUACAGGUUGGAGAACAAAAAAAUAAUUACUUUUUCAGUAACUUGAAUCCCUAGCCACCUUGUGAUUGGGCUUAGUUUGACCCCAUUCUCCUCUUACUUCCACCAGUGGCACACCCUGCCAGGGCACAGAUAUUUGGAACCAGGAAAGAGAAAUUGGUCUUCUAGUAGAAAAUGAUAGAGGAGAAAGUCAUUGCUUCAUAUUUGGUGUGUUUUGGGGGUAGGGGAUUUGUGACUAGUAGAACUACUUGCAGGCAAAGCGUGGUUUGUCUCUUUAGUGCCUACUUCCAUUUCGCACACCAUUUGUGAUGACUAGUAGAUGGUUUGGGGUUCGUAUAGGAAUGGCUUUGGGUCUCACAGAGAUUCUACAACUUAACCCCAGUUUUCAGGGGACUUAAAAUUAAGGCUAUCUAAUUUCUUUCUGGUUGGGCUCUUGGCCUUUAUUUUUUAAGGUUUCCCUUGCAUUCCUGCAUUUUUACUACCUCCCCUUUUUAUUUCUCUGUUUAUGUAUGUGUAUGAGUGUGUGUAUGUGUAUGUGUUGGUUGUUUAUU
Molecule: messenger RNA, 2669 nt
Organism: Gracilinanus agilis (Agile Gracile Mouse Opossum)
Lineage: Eukaryota; Metazoa; Chordata; Mammalia; Didelphimorphia; Didelphidae
Gene: RAB11FIP4
Product: RAB11 family interacting protein 4
Exons: 14
Coding region: 1-1683 (560 amino acids)
Biological process (GO): endocytic recycling; regulation of cytokinesis
Cellular component (GO): recycling endosome membrane; endocytic vesicle; midbody
Source: RefSeq, a predicted model, not a curated record